AUUACAUCAAUGCAUCCAACACCUAACAUCCUUGCUGCCAAUCUCUAGGGUGUGCGAAUGGACAAAAACACACCUGCUCUAGCGCAAUCUUGACGCUUAACGGCUGUCUCUUUGAGUUACGACCCAUCGUGGUCGAUUGUCGUCGUUUGCCACCGUCUUGUCUUCCCUUACUUCCGAUUGCAGUGGAUUGUGGUGCAGCAGCGUUCUCUCCUGUGCUACACUACUAGUAAUAUUCCUACCUCAUCACGCGCCACGUCGUUGCUGUAGUACGUGGCUACUGUGCCCAAUCUCGACGACCUUUCUCAUUACCCGGUGUCCGAUCGCUGCAACAUCGACGUUCUCCCUGGAAGCCACGUCAAGCUAAGGGAACUGAGGCAACCUUGCGCAGAUGGACGAGAUCCGUCGUGCAACACCGUGAUUAUAUGGAGACUCACGUCGAUGAGGGUUCGCCUUUGAGCAACUACCUUGAGGCUGCGGGAGAGCGGGAGGACGAUUGGGAUUGGCAGGAGCCGGAGAAUAGGGAGCACGACAUUUCGCCGCCGUUGACACCUCCACGAGAUUUCGCGCCCCGAGGUCUUGCCAAAGUUCGAAGGAAGUUCAGGGACAGACUAGCCAAGCCGAUGCAACUCGAUCUCCCCAACUUCCCCUCUCAUGAUGCUUUCAACGAUAAUGCGUCCCCCAUCCUAGACAUGCUUCGGCUCCUUCUGGAGACCGUAACGUCCUCCAUUGAUCAUGCCCGCUCUAUCGGAUUUCUCGAGCGCCUUCGCCUCGCCAUUAUACAGUCCCAGCUUCUAGAUAACCCGCUUACUUUGGGCUACCAGUCGGCAGCGGAGCCUACAGUGUCUCAGCCGCCUGCGGAAUUAAACUUUCAUGGCCUCACAGCGUCAGGUGUUGUGGCGGCGGCCGUCUUUGGCUUUUGUCUAGCCUCACUCGCUCGCUGGUAUACCCUGGGCGGCUUCCUUCCAACAUGGAAACGAUUUUUCGUCUCGGUUGCUUUGACGGUUGCCCUCCUUUACAUAGUUAGGGCGUACAUCCGUCGAGAGAUUUUGAGAAACAUUCAACGACGGGGACUAGCCGAAUCCGCAUCCUUUUUUACCUUGUCCCGUGAUUUCGACUGUGCUAAUAGUGCAGCCCUGAACUUCAUCAUGGAAGUUGAGCUGGUGGCCCGCGGGUAUCGACUGAGUACGCCUAUACCGCCCAUUAGUAGACUAGAGAAGAACGGCCAGAACGUCAAAUGUCUUCAGCUCAGGCAUGCCGUCCGAGCUAGUCUCGCCGAGGUGAUUGCGACAUAUUACCAAAUUGCAUUUACGAUUUGGGGAUUUGCGGAGCAAACUGAAUUGCUCCAAUUGCAGUCACAAUACCAGUUUACGGUUGCAGAUGUUGUGGAGCGGUUUAACCUCUUUUCGAACAGUAAUGCUCAGGAUGGAGAGAAGUUACAAUCAUUGAAAGACGCGGCGUAUCUUUUCCAUGAUAUCCGCAAGGUGUUCCUCAGUGGCUUGCUUGCGCUACACACGUCAGGCACAGAUGCUGACCGCCUACGUUUCUCAACUGUGCUGGAGGCAUUUAAAGAACUAAAUAUUGUAACAACCCAAGCUUACACAAGAUUGAAAGAUGUUUUGGCCGAGAAUGAUUACCAAAUGAAUCAGCUACCCAGAGCCCCCAAAUCACCUUUGUCGCCAAACCAUGAUCGAUGGCAACAUCAAGUUCGGCGACUUGGCUCUAUGACGAUGAAUAUUCGUAGUGUACAGGCCAAAUUACAUCUCCUGCAAGAGGAGUCUAACAAAGCAUUGAACGAAGCGAACGACAUCACUGAAAUGGGCCCUUUGUUCAUGUCUCAAUAUGACUCAAUAGGUCAGGACUUGCGUGAUCUCAUGGAGGCUUGGCAGUCUGGGAAGAAGGCCUUGCGAUCCGGUAUUAAUAGAAACGAAAAGCGUCUCUCAUCUAUCGGCUCGGUUAUGGCAUCACCAACAAGUACAAUGAGUGGUCGAACGAUCGCCGGAGAUGAAAGUAGCACGGACGAACAUGAGCCUGGUGUUGAAGACGCAUUGAGGAAGCUUACUGGAGAAGUUUCGCCAACAAAGGCGGUUAUGCCAAUCGAGCCCGAAGUCUUUGAAGCGAUCUCAGUACCGCGACCAAGAAGUAUGCUAACGAGAGAAGAAAGAAUUGCUCGCAUGAGGGAAGAGCGCCAAAAUAAAGAGAUUGCCAAGGCCAAGGCUGAUGCGUAUAGGGGCAUGGUACGAGAAUUAGAAGGCGUUCUUGGCAAAAAGGGAUCUAGAGGUCGAGUUUCUUUAUGAGACCUACAUGCUGAUACUCGGCCUCUAGCCAUAACACAUGUGAUGAAUAUGUAACGACUCGACCACGUUGGGCGCAUUUGGGUAUAGACUGGCUCAUUCUUUUUAGGGCUAAAUAUGCCCCUCGUUUUUUUUUUUUUGGCGCCAUAGGUACUGGGAGUUUGGGAACUGACCAGUACAACUGCUUAGAUUUGGCUGGACUACACGAUCGUUUAAAUUGUAAUGUCUCUUCUGUACUUAUAAGUAUAACUAGGCUGUAUAUAUAGCGCCGUACAAAACCAACCACAACAAUACGUAUGUAAGUAGAUUUCAAGCAUUUGCCUAUUCUAUAUAAGUCCUCAUAACCAUUAAAAAUAGCAAGGUUCAUUGUUUGUG
Xylaria bambusicola is the source of this 2666-nucleotide messenger RNA. RefSeq names its product Mysoin-binding motif of peroxisomes-domain-containing protein. The coding region runs from base 423 to 2294 and encodes 623 amino acids. Gene Ontology annotation, molecular function: myosin binding. Gene Ontology annotation, cellular component: plasma membrane. Gene Ontology annotation, biological process: cell-cell adhesion. NCBI's taxonomy places the organism in Eukaryota, Fungi, Ascomycota, Sordariomycetes, Xylariales, Xylariaceae. The transcript is spliced from 4 exons. The record is from RefSeq and is a predicted model, not a curated record.